UACAAGCAAUUAAUUUUAUAAUUAUUAUUGUUUUUGUUUAAAUUUAUAAAAAAAAUAACGAAAUAUUUAAAGUAGAAUUUUAUAAAAACAGAAAAUGUUUUUGAAAUUUUUAUGUCUGUUAUUCUCACUAUCAAUUUCAUUCAAUAUCAGCUGUGGGGAAAUACCCAACGAUGGCAAAUUACGCGUUUGCAUUGUUGAAUCGCGAGGACACUAUCGUAAGGCACCUCAAUUCUGUCCCCAGCUGGAAGCUACCAGCAAUAUGGAAUGUGUAGUGGGUGUGGAUCGUUUAGAUUGUGUAAGACGUAUACACAAAGGUACAGCGCAUUUUGGAGUGCUAUCCUCCGAGGAUUUAGUAGCGGCACGAUGGGCUAGUGUCGAGAUAUUGGUGACUAGUGAGUUAAGAUCUCACGAUACACCAUUCGAGUAUGAGGUGGUAGCUGUGGUAGAUAAUGAAGCUGAUAUUCACACCGUGCAUGAUCUGAGGGGUGCGAAGUUAUGUCAUCCGGGUUAUGGUUUAAAAAAUCACUGGACCGAUGUAUUAGCUAAUUACUUCGAGUCCACUAUGGUGGCUAAAUCGUGUGAUCCUGAAAUGUCUAUUAAUGAAGAUCGUAUUAGAGCUUCGGCACGUUUCUUUGGUCCCAGCUGUAAGGCUGGACCUUGGGUGCCAAAUCCUAAACAGGAUCGCCAAUUAAAAGAUCGUUAUCCUUCGUUGUGUCAAAUGUGCUAUGAUCCCUAUAGAUGUGAUAUUGGUGAUAAACAUUGGGGUAGAAGAGGAGCCUUGUACUGUCUAACUAGUGGUGGCGGUAGUGUAGCCUGGGCUCGUUUAGAUGAUGUGAGAAGUCAUUUUGGCUUAUCCGGUUUAUUGGCUCAAGCUAAUCCCAGUGAAUAUAGUUACUUAUGUGCUGAUGGCCAUUUACAACCCAUUAACACCACUAGACCCUGUGUUUGGGUAGCCAAACCUUGGCCGGUUAUAGCUGCCCGUCGUUCCCAUGCAGCUCAGGUGCAACGUCUAGUGACAGGCAUUAAUCAUGACAAUCCUUCCAGUUGGCAAAAUGCUCUUUUGAGUUUAUUGGAAAAUUUCCAUGUUGACAUUAAUCCCCUGGACAAUGUUAUACCCAUUGAUGAUUAUUUAGAUCAGGCUACCGGUUUUCAAAGUGCCUACAGUUUCCCAGAAUGUAAUCCUCCCCGUUCGAUUGUUUUCUGUACCACCUCUGUUAUAGAACAUAUCAAGUGUUCUUGGUUGCAGGAAGCUUCUCAAGUUUAUGGUGUCCAACCCAAUAUACAAUGCAUUAGAUCAGCUACUCUAGACACUUGUAUGGAUGAUAUUAAAUAUAAAGCUGCCGAUGUGGUCUUGCUCGGUAAUGAGCAGCGUUUGAAAGCUCAACGGGAAUAUAAGUUGAAACCUAUACUUUUUGAAUUCUCACAAAAUAUGCAUGAUCUUUAUGCCACUAUAGCUGUGGUUCACAAGGACUCAAAAUUCACCACAUUCCAAGACUUAGAGGGAGCCAAGGCCUGUUUACCUUCGUAUGAGGGACCUGCCUAUCUCUCAGUAUUAGAAACUAUACACAAUAAAACAGGUCAACGCAUUGCUCCACACAAAUAUUUCUCACGUCACUCCUGCUUAUGGCAUGGUGGUAAAACCUGUUCUGAUGUUUUUAGAGGUGAUGAGGGUGCUUUGAGAUGUUUAGCCCAAGAGGGAGAAGUGGCCUUUAUAAGCUCCGAUGUCUUUAAGAAAUAUAUAUCAGGCAACUUGACUUCUCCUUGGGUAAAACAAACGAGUCACAAAUCCUUUAAAAUAUUAUGUCCCUAUGGUGCCAACGAAAGACAUUCGAAAUUUGAAUUCUGCUACAUGCACUGGACCACACGUGGCUAUAUAAUGACUCAUGAUGGUCCUCUUGCAAGACAAAAUGAAAUUUUCAAUUCUUUGCGAGAAAUUGAUGGUCUCUUUGGUAAAAAAUUCAAAGAUGAUGUUAGACCUUUCACCAUGUACGGAGUAUUCGAUCGUCAAAAUAAUAUCAUAUUCCGUGAUCAAACCGAUGAAUUGCGUGGCCUACAGCAAAUGCAGAGUGAUAUUAAUCCUCGUAACAUGGAGGAUAUCUAUGAAGAUUAUGUAGCAGGAAAAUACAAAAAUGCCAUCGACAGUGGCGUUAGCAAGUUAUCGGCUUCAAAUUGCAGUUUAUGGAUAAGUGUUCUAUUGAUAUUGCAUACUCUAAGGCGCGUGAUUGUUUAUUGAUUUUUAAAGUUUUGUUUAAUACCAAUUUGCUCAUAGUAGUCAUAUAAGACUUUAUUUAAAUUAAUUAUUUAUUGUGAUAUUAUAAUAUAAGUUAAGUUGUGUAGAAGCAAGGCUUGGAGUAGAUUUGUGCUGAGGAGGAAGAUUUAAAAAGAUCAAUGAAUGAUCUUGCUUUUAGUGUUAAUAAUUAUUUAAGUUUUAAUAUUGAAAUAAAUAAAUAUCGAAUAUAAUAUGUAUUUUGCACGAAAGAAA
Molecule: messenger RNA, 2482 nt
Organism: Lucilia cuprina (Australian sheep blowfly)
Lineage: Eukaryota; Metazoa; Arthropoda; Insecta; Diptera; Calliphoridae
Product: transferrin
Exons: 4
Coding region: 95-2233 (712 amino acids)
Biological process (GO): iron ion transport
Cellular component (GO): early endosome; recycling endosome; plasma membrane
Source: RefSeq, a predicted model, not a curated record